GCCCAGAAAAACGAGCUCCACGAACCCGCGUCCCCGCGAACGUGUCCGUAGACAGUAGCCUGAGCGUGCUUCGUGCGUUGUUUGUAUAAACUCGAAGCUGCUUCGCUGGUCAGUUCGUGUCUUCGCCUAUCGUGAUGUCGGCACUGAGAAGUUCUGACGCGGGCUUCCAGCAGCAGCAAGACGACCAGGCGGCCAAAGCCGGCGAAGACUUCGUCCGGCUCUUCUACGAGACGCUCGAGAAGCGGCGGCACCUGCUCGGCAACCUCUUCCUCGACACGGCCAACCUGGUGUGGAACGGCAACCCCCACAGCACCAAGGAGGCCAUCAGCAAGUUCUACGAGUCGCUGCCCUCGUGCGAGACCGAUCUGAUCUGCGCCGACGCGCAGCCCUUUCGCGCCGAAUUCGUGCAGGGCCAGACAACCAUCCACGUCGUGGCCGCGGGACAGAUCAAGUUUUCGGGCAAGCGCUGGGUGCCCUACACGGAGUCCUUCGUGCUCACGGCUCAGGGCAACGUGUGGAAGAUCGUGGUGGACACGUUUCGUUUUCAAGAACCCGCGCCGGUGUGACGGUUGUGUGUCGGGAGCUGCGUUGGCCUUACAGCUGCAUUCGCCAUGUAUAUUGUCUCUUCUGGUUUAUUUACCUAUUAUGUAUUAUACAAGCACGCGUUUUUCUUUAAAUUAAAAGCGGCUCUUAGCCGUGAAGCUGG
This is a messenger RNA of Rhipicephalus sanguineus (brown dog tick), 706 nucleotides long. Its product is annotated as NTF2-related export protein 1. The record is from RefSeq and is a predicted model, not a curated record. NCBI's taxonomy places the organism in Eukaryota, Metazoa, Arthropoda, Arachnida, Ixodida, Ixodidae. The transcript has a single exon. Gene Ontology annotation, cellular component: nuclear pore central transport channel. Gene Ontology annotation, biological process: protein import into nucleus. The coding region runs from base 135 to 566 and encodes 143 amino acids.